AUGACUGCUCAAGAGAAUAUGCGUUCACAAACAUUAGAUAAAUAUAAAGAACUUAAUGAACAAUUACGUGAAUUUCUUAAAAAUAUUCUUCUCUUCGAAAAAUCUACUUCACUAAAUGAACAAUUAGAUUCAACUAUUAAUGACAACGGUGGUAUAUCAUUAUUAUCAGUAAAAAACGAUUUACUUCUUCAAUAUAUGAUUAAUCUUAUUGGUGUUAUGCAUCGACGAUCAACACCAAAUCAAUCAUUGAAUUCGCCAUCGACACGUUCAAUGAUAUUACGUCUUUGUGAAAUUCGUACAUUUAUUGAAAAAAUUCGUCCGAUAGAACAAAAAUUACAAUAUCAAAUGGAUAAAUUAUUGAAAAAUAAUCUUGAUCAACAACUUAACUAUCGUGCUAAUGUAGAAAAUUUCGAUGAAGAUAUUAAUGAAAAUGACAAUGAUAAUACAGAUGAAAAUCAAACGCAAGAAGAUAAACAAAAACCAAAAGUUUAUCGACCACCUAAACUUGUACCUGUUGAAUAUAAUGACGAUGUGAAUGAUAAAAAUGAAAAUGGAACAACUAAUAAACGUCUUGAAUAUCUUAAACGACGAGCUUUUCAUUCCGACAUAUUAGAAGAUUAUAAAAAUAAAUAUUCUGAUGCCCCAGAAGAAGUUUAUAAUAGUGAACGUAGUCGUUUAUUACAACAGAAUCGUGCAUAUAAAGAAAAAGUAGCGUACGAAGAAGACUACUUAAAACGCUUACCACAAACAAAACGUGAACGUUUACAAUUACAACGAUCAAUGAUGAACAAUGAUAAUGAUAUUAUGAGUCAUUUAGAUGAUGCAAAUGUAUUGUUUGAUGAUAAUCCAAAAGGUAUAACGAAAAAUAAAAAAGGCAAAAUGUCAAGAAGAACUAAAAAACGUGUGGAAAAGAAGAAAACAAAGUCAGUUAAACGACUGAAAUCAAGAAAAUAA
Rotaria socialis is the source of this 954-nucleotide messenger RNA. The record is from the annotation of a GenBank genome assembly. Lineage: Eukaryota; Metazoa; Rotifera; Eurotatoria; Philodinida; Philodinidae.